AUGCCGCUCCAGGGACCUCCCACGGCGUUCACCAAUGACCAGGCCGCAAUUACGCGCCCACUUGAUUUAGAGGAACAGGCGCAGCGCAUAGGUGUACAAAGACGCGACCAGUCGCUGGCCAUCGAAGAAUUUUAUGAGAUUCACGAGACUGCGUUACAAAUUCAGCACCAUGGAUUCAGGAGAAUCGCGAUGCAGUUUCCGGACGAGAUGCUUCGAGACUCGGUGGCAGUCUAUCUCGCUCUGGGAACCCAAUUGAAACAGCUACGGCAUGAAGAAGCGCAGCUUUUUGUCCUUGCAGACACUUCCUAUGGCAGUUGUUGUGUGGAUGAAGUCGCCGCACAGCAUGUCAAUGCGGAUGUUGUUAACUACAAGGCUACCAGCGAUCUAUGUAUAUGGAAACGGCCCCUUGACGUGCAUAGAGUGGCUUCGUGCUUCAAGGAUACAUGUGGAUCGGAUAUCCCAAAAAAUUUGGCCAUCCAGACAGACGUUUCAUUCAAUCACCUGACUGGCGAGUACACAUCUUCUUUGCGUGCACCUACUUAUUCUGUAGAAAGUCUAUCCGACUCCCUGAAACGUAUCCUUCCGGAAACGCAGGUCCACCAUCGGAUACUUCCCCGGUACCAGGCACCACGUGGCUCGACAGCCGUGAAUACAGAUGGCGGCGAAAUCAAAUCCUCAGAAUGCGACUCUGUCCUAUUCGUUGGCCCGGAGACACUCGCUCUUACAAAUCUUUUGCUCUCCCGCAGCACAUCCAAAGUCUAUCGCUACGAUGUUACCACCAAUACCUGCAUAAUAUCCUCCAUCCGAACGAACAAACUAUUAAUGCGGCGGUACGCGACGAUGCAACGCGCGAGAGACGCAGACGUCUUUGGUAUUCUAGUCGGAACCUUGGGCGUGGCAUCAUAUUUGCACCUCAUCAAUCAAUUGCGCAGAGCAUUAAAGGAGAAGGGGAAGAAAACGUAUACCAUUAGCGUUGGGAAGCUCAAUCCUGCUAAAUUGGCCAAUUUUGCUGAAAUUGAGUGCUUCGUGCUGGUCGCAUGUCCGGAAAAUAGCAUCGUCGAAUCAAAGGACUUUAUGCAACCAGUCGUCACACCGUUUGAGCUCGAGAUUGCACUUGGUCUCGUGGAGCAAUGGAAUGGAAGGUACAUACUAGACUUUGAUGCAGUACUCCAAGAAGCGAGCGCAUUCAAGUCCACGGAACAAAGAAGUUCUGACGAGGAGGACGCGCCGUCAUUCUCACUUGUCAGUGGCGCGUAUCGACAGAAGAAGAAAUAUGGGGGGACAGGCAAAGAGUACCCUGAGACAGAAGGAGAGGGAGCGAUCGUUAUCCGUAAUCAAGAGAAUGCAGUUGGCAAUAUCAUCGAGAGUGCAUCCAGCGAGUUUAUGCAGCGACGCACAUGGAAGGGGCUCGACACUCGGACUGGAGAGGACGAACCAUCGCUCCUGGAGCAGGGUCGCAUCGGACUCGCAAAAGGAUACCGUGAAGUUGAUCAUAUACCUCCAUAA
Molecule: messenger RNA, 1506 nt
Organism: Serendipita indica DSM 11827
Lineage: Eukaryota; Fungi; Basidiomycota; Agaricomycetes; Sebacinales; Serendipitaceae
Source: the annotation of a GenBank genome assembly